CCCACUCCCUCUCUUUCACACACACGCUCUCACACUUCCACUCUCUUGCGUCCAAGUCGUGGCCAUGGAGAACCAACGCAUCCUGUCCUCGUACCGCAAGCGUUUCGGGCCCCAGGCGAGCCCCUCCGGGUUGGGGUUGCGCCACUCCAGCGUGCGCCACUCCAGCGUGUCCCUCCACAGCACCCCGCGGCACCUGUCCCUGUCCAGCCCGCUCACGCUCACCACCUCGCGCCUCUCGCUGGGCAGCGCGCCGGCCUCCAUCAGCGGCGACCGGCUGGACUUCUCCGCGGACUCCCUGCUCAAGGCCCAGUUCCGGGAGAACCGCACCAACGAGAAGGUGGAGAUGAUGGGCCUCAACGACCGCUUCGCCAGCUACAUCGAGAAGGUGCGCUUCCUGGAGCAGCAGAACAAGAUGCUGGUGGCCGAGCUGAACCAGCUGCGGGGCAAGGAGCCCAGCCGCCUGGGGGACAUCUACCAGGAGGAGCUCAGGGAGCUGCGCAGGCAGGUGGACGGCCUGGGCGCCGGGAAGGCACGCCUGGAGAUAGAGAGGGACAACCUGGCCGCCGACGUGGGCGCCCUCAAGCAGAGGCUCCAAGAUGAAAGUGCUCUGCGGCAGGAUGCUGAAAACAGCUUGAACAACUUCAGACAGGAUGUGGAUGAGGCGGCUCUGAACAGGGUGCAGCUGGAGAGGAAGAUUGAUGCCCUGCAGGACGAGAUCAGCUUCCUCAAGAAGAUCCACGAGGAGGAGUUGCGUGAGCUUCAGGAGCAGCUGCAGGCUCAGCAGGUGCAUGUGGACAUGGACGUGUCCAAGCCGGACCUGACGGCGGCGCUCCGGGACAUCCGCGUCCAGUACGAGGCCAUGGCCAACUCCAACAUGCAGGAGACCGAGGACUGGUACCGCUCCAAGUUUGCGGAUCUGACAGAUGCAGCCACUCGCAACGCAGACGCUCUGAGACAGGCCAAGCAGGAGGCCAACGAGUUCCGCAGACAAGUGCAGGUGCUGACCUGUGACCUGGAAGCUCUUCGUGGAACUAACGAGUCUCUGGAGCGCCAGUUGCGUGACAUGGAGGACCGCUUUGCCAUGGAGACCAACGGUUACCAGGAGACCAUCGGUCGGCUGGAGGAGGAGAUCCAGGGCCUGAAGGAGGAGAUGGCGCGCCACCUGCAGGAGUACCAGGACCUCCUCAACGUCAAGCUGGCCCUCGACAUCGAGAUCGCCACCUACAGGAAGCUGCUGGAGGGGGAGGAGAGCAGAAUCACCGUUCCUGUUCAGAGCUUUGCCAACCUCCAAUUUAGAGACACCCCCAUCAGUUCUGAGGCCCACGUGAAGAGGAGUAUUGUGGUGCGGACCGUGGAGACUCGAGAUGGAGAGAUCAUAAAGGAGUCAACCUCAGAGCGGAAGGAGCUGCCCUGAGCGACUGCAAAGCGCACAAACAACACAAGGACAUGAGGAGCACAGUAGUCUGCUGUUCAUAACAACACAAGGACAUGAGGAGCACAGUAGUCUGCUGUUCAUAACAAAGCACGGCACUCUGUCCUCUUUUGUCUCUCUAGCUUUCUGUCUUUUCCAUGAUGUAGUCUCUCUCUCUAUCUCUCUCUGUCUCUCUCUCUCUCUCUCUCUCUCUUUCACUCUUCGUCACUGAACUAAAACCUGUUCAGUAGAAUUAACAACCCCUCCACACCAUUCCACACCAUAAAGGCAAAAAAAUAAGCUAACAUUCACUGUAACAUAUACUGUAGCAAUGAGACGUGACGAAAACACUGUGCUUUUUAUAGCAGUUUUUGCCAAAUAUAUUUGUGAUACAUCUGAGAUAUCUAUCAGCAUACAGUAGCACUGAAUAAAUUAUGAGAAGAAGAAGGUGACAGCAAAAAGUCUUUAAUUAGAGGUCCUUGGGAGCCUCGUCGCAUUGCCAGAGUGAAGACUGGGACAUGUAGUUUUUUGUGUGUAUAGCAAAAUCCUGAAGAUGUGUAGCAAGUGUCGCUAGUCAGAAAGCAGACAGAGUUAAGUAGCUCACGUUCAGUCAGCAGGGAUGAUGGUUGAAGGUUCGCGGUUUCUAUGUACGUUUGACUUUGUUAAAUGGGUGGCAGAAGAAUGAGGGAAGGAGAAACAGAUCUUGUGCCAUGUUGUAGGAGUAGUAGAGAAGUAUAGAAUGACAAGAGUGUUUGAGUAGAGGGAGUAUAGAAUGAGAAAGUAUAGUGCAAAGUGAUUAGAUACAAAUAGUGUUCUUAAAGGGCCCUUUUCACUCGACGUCAGACACGUUACUUUGAAUGCUGAACAUUUCAAUGCAUUCGAAGCAGG
Molecule: messenger RNA, 2299 nt
Organism: Engraulis encrasicolus (European anchovy)
Lineage: Eukaryota; Metazoa; Chordata; Actinopteri; Clupeiformes; Engraulidae
Gene: gfap
Product: glial fibrillary acidic protein
Exons: 9
Coding region: 65-1414 (449 amino acids)
Biological process (GO): intermediate filament organization; regulation of chaperone-mediated autophagy
Cellular component (GO): intermediate filament; cytoplasm; cell projection
Molecular function (GO): structural constituent of cytoskeleton
Source: RefSeq, a predicted model, not a curated record